AGAGAUUCAGGGCCGAAAGCGACAUGAACAAUUAGGUGCGUCGGCGUCGACGUUUUCCAACCGCCGCUCUCCGUUCGUCUCCUCCCCCGCGUUUCAUGGCUUCUCUCGUCCACCACUUCGCUCCUCGAACACUUCCCUCUCCUUCUUCCUCGCUCUAUGGAGAGCUGCGCCCCCCUCUUCCCACGCUCGCUCCGUCUCGCUUCGCCCAAUCCUCGAGCAGGAGAAGCUCCCAACCUCGGCAUCCAUGGCGAUCACGCCGAGACCAGCUCCGUCUUCGAUUCCCGUCGCUUCUCCGACCCCUCUCCUCUCCGCCCAGGGUUUCCUCGAAGCCCGCGGCCGGAUCGUUCGAUUCGGACGGGGAGAUGAAGAACCCUAGCUUCGUGGAGUUCGUCACGUCGGAGAGGGUUAAGGUGGUGGCGAUGCUGGGGCUCGCUCUCGCGCUCUGCAAUGCCGAUCGCGUGGUGAUGUCGGUCGCCAUCGUCCCUCUCUCGAGGGCGCACGGGUGGACCCAGUCCUUCGCCGGAAUCGUUCAGUCAUCUUUCCUCUGGGGAUAUCUCUUGUCCCCUAUAAUUGGAGGUGCACUAGUGGACUACUAUGGGGGAAAGCUAGUUAUGGCAUGUGGAGUAACUUUAUGGUCAAUGGCCACUUUCCUUACCCCAUGGGCUGCUGAGACUUCUUUGUGGGCGUUGCUUGCUAUGAGAGUUCUUCUGGGUGUUGCGGAAGGAGUGGCGCUGCCUAGCAUGAACAACAUGGUAUUAAGAUGGUUUCCUCCAACAGAACGAUCUAGGGCUGUUGGGAUUGCAAUGGCCGGAUUCCAGCUUGGCAGUGCAAUUGGGCUACUACUUUCUCCUAUUAUCAUGUCGCGGGCUGGACCUUUUGGUCCCUUUGUUAUUUUUGGAUUAUUUGGAUUUCUUUGGGUCUUGGUAUGGCUUUCUGUAGCGUCAAGUACUCCUCACAAGCAUAGCCAGAUAUCACAAUAUGAGCUGAACUAUAUAACGAGUCAAACGCUGGCUAGCCCACUCAUUGAAGAACCAAAAAAGUCCAAAGUGAUCCCUCCAUUUAGGAAACUCCUAUCUAAAUGGCCGACAUGGGCUCUGAUGUCAGCAAAUGCAAUGCACAGCUGGGGUUACUUCGUUAUCCUUUCAUGGAUGCCAGUUUACUUCAAUACAAUAUAUCGUGUCAACCUGAGGGAAGCUGCAUGGUUUAGCGCCCUUCCUUGGGUAAUGAUGGCAGUUUUAGGAUAUGUUGCUGGUGUUGGUUCUGAUAUGCUGAUCAAAUAUGGUACUAGCGUUACCGCAACUCGAAAAAUUAUGCAGUCAAUUGGCUUUGUCGGUCCUGCUAUUGCUCUUCUUGGUUUAAAUGCUGCGAGAAGCCCACUUGCAGCCUCUGCCUGGCUUACAACUGCUGUUGGUUUGAGUUCUUUUAGCCAUUCUGGUUUUCUAGUGAAUCUACAGGAGAUUGCCCCACAAUAUGCCGGAGUCCUCCAUGGAAUGUCAAAUACCGCUGGAACAUUAGCUGCCAUUUUAGGAACAGUCGGAGCUGGUUUCUUCGUGGAGAGGAUGGGUUCUUUUCGUGGAUUUUUGAUGCUAACAUCAUUUCUGUAUUUUAUCAGUGCGCUUUUCUGGAACCUUUUUGCGACCGGUGAGCGUGUUGAUUUCAAAUGAGCUGCCAAUAUUUCUGUUAUUUUCCGAUAUGUAGGCUCAUACAUAUAACUUCAUCUGGAAAAGAUUAGUUCAUCUUCCUGAGGAAAGGUAUCAUGUUGACCUGCUUAGAUAAUCAGUUAUGACAAGUUCAUAAUCCGGACCCACUUUUCAAAGUCAUAGCAGUGUGGAUCAUGUGUAUCAUGCAUGUUUCUUUUACUUCAUAGGACUGGGAGAGAACCCAAAUACAUAUUUGACUUUUUUCUGUUAGAUGUUAUACGGGCACAGGGGGAACAAAUUCCUGAUAGUAGAAAGUUCUUUUAUAGAUGAUCUUAAGGGUUUAUUCUAUCGCCUCACCUGGAGGAAUAGGUUUUAAGAGGCAAGCCACUAGAUUGUCAUUUCCAUUCAACGUAGAAUUUCACUUUGAUUACUUUAAAGUUGACCAAAACAUGGUUUUUAUCUGUUGAUGAAUUAGUUUCUAGCAGCUGGCUGAUAUUUCUGCUAUAAUUGAUUGAAUUGUAUAGCUGAUUGAAUUGUU
Molecule: messenger RNA, 2178 nt
Organism: Ananas comosus (pineapple)
Lineage: Eukaryota; Viridiplantae; Streptophyta; Magnoliopsida; Poales; Bromeliaceae
Product: probable anion transporter 3, chloroplastic
Exons: 8
Coding region: 96-1664 (522 amino acids)
Biological process (GO): transmembrane transport
Cellular component (GO): plastid
Molecular function (GO): phosphate transmembrane transporter activity
Source: RefSeq, a predicted model, not a curated record